This is a messenger RNA of Saccostrea echinata, 4056 nucleotides long. RefSeq names its product regulating synaptic membrane exocytosis protein 2-like. The record is from RefSeq and is a predicted model, not a curated record. The transcript is spliced from 21 exons. Lineage: Eukaryota; Metazoa; Mollusca; Bivalvia; Ostreida; Ostreidae. Gene Ontology annotation, molecular function: small GTPase binding; transmembrane transporter binding. Bases 18 to 3419 code for a protein of 1133 amino acids. Gene Ontology annotation, cellular component: cytoskeleton of presynaptic active zone; presynaptic membrane. Gene Ontology annotation, biological process: intracellular protein transport; regulation of synaptic plasticity; calcium ion-regulated exocytosis of neurotransmitter.
UUUCAUUGUGAUGUGUUAUGGCGCACGUGUUCAGAAAGACGAAAUUGGCUCGUCCAGGGGACAAACUUGUAAGGUGUGAGAGUCCCGAGGAACCUCCAACCCCAGAUCUUUCUCACUUGACCCCGGAAGAAAUUAACAUCCUUCAAAAGGUCAUUCAACGACAGGAAGAGUUCGAGAAUGAAGAGGCCUCAUGUAUCUGGGCCAUUCGACAACAGCUGGAGCAAUACGAAGACGCAGUCCGAGCACAAGGCAGCGGCAAAGGGCGCCUAAAACACAUCGAUCUACGCCUAUGUCGAUUAUGCUUUAAAACGAAAUUCGCGGAUGGCAUCGGACGUCUGUGUCAUGACUGCCGGAAGCGGGUUUGUCAGCGUUGCGGGGGAUUCACUAAAGGCCGCUGGGAUCCAAAGAAAAAGAAGAUGGUGCGAGGUAGAUGGCGCUGCAAUAUGUGUGACAUGAAGCGGAAGUUCUUUUGUAAAACGGGCGUCUGGUAUCACGGACAACGUGCUCGACCUACUCUCAAUCGAGCACUCUUCAGUCAGAAAACGCGAAGUCUAGAGGCGGAUCUCACAGAGGAUGAGAGUCGAUGGCGCACGCUGUCCCCCGCCUCCUCUGAUGCUGUUGUCACGGAUACUGACCUACCUCGGGCCCAUGUCUCUUCCUUCCAGGCGAUGAUGCAGACACGGGGGCGCCGGAAGAGCAUGCCGAUUUUCCGGACGGAAAGUGUGGACAUUUCGGACAAUGAUAGUGAUGAGGAUCCGUAUAAUCGUAGUUCUCGGCGCAGGCGCUCUAGGCGCCAGAGCAGGCGACAUUGUCGUAAAAGUCGACAAACAUCUCCAGCUCAGGCAGUCCGGACGUCUCUCGGAAGGUACGAGGGAAAUGAUACCUACGAGAAUAGCUAUCCCAAUGCGGGUGAAAUAGAGUUUAUAUCAUGUGAUCUUCCCAACCAAGGGGAACUAUUUUACUACAUGUCGGGAGACUCCGACAACGACAGUAUAGGGGAAACUUCCGAACAUUUAAGUAACCGGAAGCCGGACGGUCAGAGUCAUGAUUCAUCGGAACACCUUGUGAAUGUACUAUCUCCCGAUCACAUGGGCAGCAUUUCGUACGGUGGACGACAUGACCCCCAGUUUUUAUACCCAGCAAAUAAAAAUCCUGAGAGGAUCGUGAUAGAUAGUGCAUGUCGGGAUAUAGAACGGAGAUUUUCUAAUGAACCAGAACACCGAUAUGAUCUCAUAUACAACACUCCGCGUACCGAAAGACGCCGAAAGAAUCCGAUCGUUGAUCCUAAAUAUCUGACUCCAGAAAAUCCGGAGAGAAACAGGAGUUAUUCCUCGGAUUCUAAUUCGUCUAUGAGAUCUUUUGUGUCAUCAAUUACUGAUCAUGAUCACGCCGAAAUUCAUCAAAUACCAUUUACUCAAGAUUAUCUCACGUCGCUGGAGCCACGAGAAAUUCUUCUGUAUCGUGACGUCAAAGAUCAAAGUACCAGGUCUUCCGGGUUAGGCAUGCGUGUUAUGUUUGGUAAAAAGGGUUACGGCAGGAAGCUGGGGGCGUUUGUGUCAAAGGUGGAGAAAAACGGACCGGCCGACUCCUACGGUAUCCGGAAAGGAGAUCAAAUACUCCUCUGGAACGGCAAAUCUUUAAUGGGGACAACUCUCGAGGAAUCCAUGGAUGUCAUAGGUCAAAGUUCAGACGUGGUUCAGCUGCUAGUAGUACAUCACACGACCAGUUUCAGUGACAACGAAGACAUGAGUACUAACACGUGUGAAAACACAUUACCAUACAGCACAACGACACGAGGGUCGGACGAUCGCUCAAACUGCGCCACGCCUCCUACAACACUGAAUCUCACCCGAAAGAGGAGAAUGCUUCCAAAAACACCGGUUGAAAUCAAGAAAGAGGAUCGUAACGUGAGUGGAUGCGUGCGCAUGUUAGUGUCGCACGAGGAUUCCUGUUUGUCGAUCACACUGAUUAGCGCUGAAAAUCUUGUUUCUGUUGAUCCCUUGACGUCACUAAACCCUGUCGUCAUGGUACACAUUCUGCCCAAUCGUGGUUGUUUUCCCAUGCAUCAAACCCAGCUUCAGUACAACACAGCCAAUCCGAACUUUAACGAGACAUUCAACUUCCACGACAUCUACCAACAAGAGUUGAGGAAGUUGUCCCUAGAGGUAACACUAUGGACAGUAGUAGAUGACAACUACCUGUUCUUGGGGGAGGUUCUUCUUGAUUUUUGUGACCUACAGUUGGACAAUCAGGUCCAUAAUUACGACCUUCAGGACCAUGACGAAAAUAGUUCCCCUCUUCCGGUGCGCAAGCGUAAAGAGUCUUCUGACGUGACCACUGCUAGUCCCCUUACGUCAAUUAAUGAUGGGUCAAGUUGGUCGACCAGUCCCGGUGUGCAAUCUUCUCCUAGGAGGGAACCCCUGCAUUGUGACGACAGAUACCACGUGACCAGUGGAUUUACUAAUGGCCGAGACAGGAGGUUCAAACUUAAUGUAACACAGUCAGUCCCGAACUCCCCCCAGUUGUCCCCCAUCAGUGCGUCCGAGGAAUCAAUGCAUCUCGGGGGAGAAACCCGCGGCAGUAUAACGACAUUAGUUCGGAAGAGGGUGUCUAACGCCAUGUCUAAGGUGUCUGCCUUGUCGGGCGACAGUCGGAGACACAGCAUGUAUGACCGCCGGAAAGACAAACUGUCCAAUCGCAGUUCCAGUGUGUCUGAUGCUACCCUGGAGACGUCUGGUCGUGUCUACGAUAAUCCGUCCCCCAUCAGCCGAAGAUCAGCUGUCAGCACCGUGUCAGGUACAGAGGAGCUCGGUAAGCCACCACAGCCGUUAAACACGGGGGACAGCGCUGGUCACUUCCUGGGGGACGAGGAAGAUAGCGGCGGUGAAAACGAGGCCAGCGGUGUCUGUACUACUUCCGGGAGACUCGAUCCAGAUGGGAAUGACGUGACGUCACUACUGGGGCCAGGACAAGUGCCCCCGAAACCUUCAAGCGAAACGUCCAUAUGUGGCACAAUUAGACUGGCCUUCAUGGUGUCCAAAGGUCAGCUAGAACUGGACAUUAUCAACGUCACUGACCUCAACAGGAAUCAACAGAGUAGUCCACCAGAUACAUAUGUGAAAGCCUAUUUGGUAGGCGGAUCUAAGGUUAUUCAAAAGAAGAAAACACACACCGUGAAGGCUUCCUUUAGUCCGUUCUUCCGCCGUACAAUCAAGUACUCCGCCUGUAAUAUACAUGGCCGGGCAAUAAAGGUGAUUCUGUGGGCUCGACACGGGGCGUUUGACAAAAAACAGUCACUAGGCGAAGCUGUGGUCAAGCUUGAUGGCCUUGAUCUAAUGCAUCAGUCUACCAACUGGUACAAACUGUUCCCGCCUGGCGCAACAGACUUUGGCUCAAACGAAUCUCUUAAUUUCUGGUGAACUGGAAGCUAGCCUUUGAUCUCCUAAAAAAAAAACUCUUUGCGUUGCCUGGAAUAUGAUUAACUUGUGGCUAUUCCUGAACCCAGUGCACAAUAUUGCUCUUCACAUUUCUAGACAUAUACCCUUGACCCAUAGCUUGUUAGACAUAUUCUAGACCUUCAGUUUAUACAGUGCAAAAUUUAAUCCCCUGAGCCUAUUGCACGAUGCAUUACCAGUGAGAAUACUUGGACUUUCAUCAGGGUGCAAACCCCCUUAACAUGUAGUACUGUACAAGCACUGGUGUGUGAAUACUUAGUUGAAUUAUAAUCUGCGAUUCAAUGGUGCCUUUUAUCAAGAGAUUGGCUGUUUGAUAACAUUACCUGAGGUUUUUUUUAAUACAGGUCAUUGGUGGUGCUUUGGUGUAUACUUGAAAAUACACGCGGUAAUUUUAAUUUCAUUGAAAUAAACAUGAGGACCUGAUCAUUUGUUAAAAACAGGAAUAUGUAUUACUGAUGACUUCGGUUGUUGAAUAUCUCAGUUAUACCAUAUAAAUGUGUAUUUUAUCAUAUACAUAUAACAGUAUUAGUUUGGCUGACAGUCUCGGUCUCUUUAAUGUUACAUAUCCAUACUGUCAUUAAAUUAUUGUUUUAAUUUUAAA